This is a messenger RNA of Canis lupus familiaris (dog), 2719 nucleotides long. It is a transcript of the gene COG7, whose product is annotated as component of oligomeric golgi complex 7. Gene Ontology annotation, cellular component: COG complex. The transcript has 17 exons. The coding region runs from base 160 to 2472 and encodes 770 amino acids. Lineage: Eukaryota; Metazoa; Chordata; Mammalia; Carnivora; Canidae. The record is from RefSeq and is a predicted model, not a curated record. Gene Ontology annotation, biological process: Golgi organization; intracellular protein transport; retrograde vesicle-mediated transport, Golgi to endoplasmic reticulum.
GGCCACCCCGAGCCCUCGGCCCCCGCGAGUUGACGGAAGGGCCGCAGAGGGCGACUUUCGUGGGUGCCGUGGGUUCCCCCUGCCGCCCCCCCCCGACCCCCGGGUCAGCCCCGGGGCUCUCGCAGGGCCCGCCCGUGGCCGGGCCGAGGCGCAGCGGCCAUGGACUUCUCCAAGUUCCUGGCGGAAGACUUCGACGUGAAGGAGUGGAUCAACGCGGCCUUCAGGGCCGGCUCCAAGGAGGCGGCGGCGGGGAAGGCGGACGGCCACGCGGCCACGCUGGUGAUGAAGCUGCAGCUGUUCAUCCAGGAGGUGAACCACGCCGUGGAGGAAACAAGUCACCAGGCUCUUCAGAACAUGCCCAAAGUGCUCCGUGAUGUUGAAGCCCUUAAACAGGAGGCGUCUUUCCUAAAAGAACAAAUGAUCCUUGUCAAGGAGGACAUUAAAAAAUUUGAACAGGAUACAUCUCAAUCGAUGCAGGUACUGGUGGAAAUUGACCAGGUAAAGUCCAGAAUGCAGCUUGCCGCCGAGUCUCUUCAAGAAGCAGACAAGUGGAGCACACUAAGUGCCGAUAUCGAGGAGACAUUUAAGACUCAAGACAUAGCUGUGAUUUCUGCCAAGCUGACAGGUAUGCAGAACAGCUUAAUGAUGCUUGUUGAUACACCAGACUACUCAGAAAAAUGUGUGCACUUGGAGGCAUUGAAGAACAGGCUGGAAGCCCUGGCCUCUCCCCAGAUUGUGGCGGCGUUCACCUCUCAGUCUGUAGAGCAGUCCAGAGUGUUCGUGAAGGUGUUUACUGAAAUUGACAGGAUGCCCCAGUUGCUCGCCUACUACUACAAAUGUCACAAGGUGCAGCUUUUAGCAGCCUGGCAAGAACUGUGUCAGAGUGAUCUCCCCCUGGACCGACAGCUCACUGGAUUCUAUGAUGCCUUGCUCGGGGCUUGGCAUACGCAGAUCCAGUGGGCAACGCAGGUUUUCAAGAACCCCCACGAGGUGGUGACUGUGCUGCUGAUUCAGACUCUGGGGGCCUUGCUGCCCACUCUACCUGACUGCCUCAGCUCCGGCGUGGAGAGGGCAGGGCCUGAGCUGGAGCUCCUCAAGCUGCUAGAGUUCUAUGACGCCACCGCCCACUUUGCCAAGGGGUUGGAAAUGGCACAGCUCCCCCACCCACAUGAGUACAACCUGGUGAAAGUCACAGAACUGGUGGAGGCUGUGUAUGGUCCAUACAAACCCUACCAGCUGAAGUAUGGUGACCUGGAAGAGAAGAACGUCCUCAUCCAAAUCAGCGCGGUGCCUUUGGAGCACGGGGAAGUCAUUGACUGCGUGCAGGAGCUGAGCCACUCUGUGAACAAGCUGUUUGGUCUGGCUUCUGCAGCCGUUGACAGAUGCAUCAGAUUCACCAAUGGCCUGGGGACCUGUGGCUUGCUGGCAGCAUUGAAAUCCCUCUUUGCCAAGUAUGUGUCUGAUUUCACCAGUACUCUCCAGUCAAUACGAAAGAAGUGCAAGCUGGAUGAUAUUCCUCCCAACUCGCUUUUUCAAGAAGAUUGGACAGCUUUUCAGAACUCCAUCAGGAUAAUAGCCACCUGUGGCGAGCUCUUACGGCAAUGUGGGGACUUCGAGCAGCAGCUAGCAAACAGGAUUUUGUCCACAGCUGGCAAAUAUCUCUCUGACUCCUACAGUCCUCGAAGCCUGGCUGGUUUUCAGGACAGUAUCUUGACAGACAAGAAGAGCUCUGCCAAGAACCCAUGGCAAGAAUAUAAUUAUCUCCAGAAAGAUAACCCGGCCGAAUAUGCCAGUUUAAUGGAAAUACUUUACACCCUUAAGGAAAAAGGGUCUAGUAACCACAACCUGCUGUCUGCGUCUCGCAUAGCGCUGACUCGGCUUAACCAGCAGGCCCACCAGCUGGCUUUCGAUUCCGUUUUCCUGCGCAUCAAACAGCAGCUGCUUCUCGUUUCCAAGAUGGACAGCUGGAACACAGCAGGCAUUGGCGAUACCCUGACCGACGACCUGCCUACCUUCAGUCUCACUCCCCUGGAGUACAUCAGCAAUAUUGGGCAGUAUAUCAUGUCCCUCCCCCUGAAUCUUGAGCCUUUUGUGACUCAGGAGGACUCUGCCUUGGAGCUGGCUCUGCACGCUGGGAAGCUGCCCUUUCCUCCUGAGCAAGGGGACGAAUUGCCCGAGUUGGACAACAUGGCUGACAACUGGCUGGGCUCCAUUGCUAGAGCCACAAUGCAAACCUACUGUGAUGUGAUCCUGCAGAUCCCCGAGCUGACCCCGCACUCCACCAAGCAGCUGGCCACCGACAUCGACUAUCUGAUCAAUGUGAUGGAUGCCCUGGGCUUGCAGCCAUCCCGCACACUCCAGAACAUCGUGACGCUCUUGAAGACCAAACCUGAGGAUUACAGGCAGGUCAGCAAAGGCCUGCCCCGUCGCCUUGCCACCACGGUGGCUGCCAUGCGGAAUGUGGAUUACUGACCACCCCCUGCACCUGGUUGAGAAGAGGCCCAAAGCUGGGGUUUUGGGGUCACAGCAACUCUUCAGAAUGGAUUUGCUCAAAAAUUCUGCCUGGUACUGGGCAGGAUUUCAAAACGACUUGCUUCAUUUGUAUAAUCCAAAAAAAAAAAAGUUGUAAAUUAGAAGCAUAUUAUUCAUUAGAGUUUUCAGAUGAUUUUCUAAAUGAUCUGAUCUUGAAAACAGAAUUGAUAAAUACUGUGAAAUGAAA